AUGCAAGCCUGUGAAGCGGAUGCAAGGGCUCGCCAGCCAUCACCGCACCUGGAGCUCUCUCUCAUGCCGCCUCUCACUCGCCGGCUGCUCCCUCCGCCCUUCCUCCCUCCUCCUCCUAUGCCUCCUGCAAUCAACACUUCAGCAGCGCUCGCCUCCUCUACUUCCUUCAACCCAUCCCUGCUUGCCUGCUCUCCGUUCACCGGCGCUCCACUGCUCUCCUCUGCAGCUCCAGUCAACGCCUUGUUGGGCCCAUCCGCACCUGCUCUCAACGCCUCGUUGCUCGCUUGCUCCAUAAAUCUCAGCUCGCUCGCCGCUACCACCACGCCACCAGGUACGUCUGCAGCUGUUGGGGGACUGCCAGCAGCACGCCUCGCUCUCUCUUCCUCCGCCGCUGCCCACUCAUCCGCUGCUCAUGCUGCCCUGCCCGAGCUGACAACAGCAGCAGCAGCCGCAGCGAUAGGGGCAGAAGAAGCAGCAGCGAUAGACGAUUGCACAGCAGCAGGAGGCGUGAGGUCACUGUUGCCUGCACUGGUAUCUGCCAGCACGCUUGCACACUCUACUGCACCAACCGUUGCACCACCAACCACUGCAGCACCAGCAGGACCCAUGGCGCUCGGGUUCGCUCCUCCCAUGGGCCUUGCCCUGAGUGCGACUCUCGUGCGCCCACAGCCCGUGCUUAUGACAGCACAUGACAAGGGCUCCAGUCAAGACAGGACUUUGCCGCGUGUCACCGCCCCACCCCUGCCGUGUACUCCCAAUGGCCCUGGUCUUCCGUGGCUUCUCGGCUCGAUACCAGGGCCCAGGGGUCCUAGCACUUCCAUGCUCCGCCCCACGUUUCUUGCCCCACUCCCUGCCAAAGCUGCUGCUGCUGCUGCUGCUGCUGCGUGUGCUCCUGCAGCCGCUAUUGCCCCUGCCACUGGCACUGCUGCUGGCACUUUAGAGGACGCUGCUGCUGCUGAUGGCGCUCGAGUGGAUUUCUUCAAGCAGGGGUUCUUCAGCGCACUCCUCGCCUCGCCAGAUGCUCCUCUGCAGAGCUCUGCAGUCCACAGGAACGACGCGGGCUGCGGGGGGGAGGUGAGAGGCGUGGCAGGUAGAGAGUCCGCCAAAGCACCUGCCACUGCGCGAGGCAAGGACGGCUCCCCUGCAGGCGCAUCUGGGGGAGGUGGUGCGCCAGGCAGCGGGGGAAGCAGAACUGGAGGCGGAAGGGGGGCGAGUCUAGGGGGAACGGGGCGAGGCGAGGUGACUCAGCAGCUGCAGGCGCUGCAGGCACAGGACAUGUGCGGCAAUGGCUGUGGCAGCAGCAGCCGUGCUACCGACUACACUGCGCACAACCACCCUGUGGCACCGGUGCACGCAGGCACCCUUGCCAGUGCUGGCAGCAGCAUGACCGGCGGACAGCUGGCGUCGUCCAAUUGGUGGGGUAGCACCGGCACCGGCACAGGCAUGGGCACAGGCAUGGGCAUGGGCGAAGGCAUGGGAACAGGCAUGGGCACAGGCAUGGGCACAGGCAUGGGCACAGGCAUGGGUACAGGCAUGGGUACAGGCAUGGGUACAGGCAUGGGCACAGGCAUGGGCACAGGCAUGGGCACAGUCAUGGGCACAGGCAUGGGCACAGGCAUGGGCACGUGCAUGGGGUCUGCUUGGGACAGCAGCUCGAUCAGCGCAGGACCCCUGCCCCCAACCCCCACAGCAGCAGUGGCUUCAGUUCAAGCCAUGCCCAUCCUUCCUCACAACCCCUUCUCCUUAUUCUCUGCAAUCUCCCCUCCCCAGCCGUCCCUUGCUGGGCCGGGGGUCCUACACCCUGGCACACAGCCUGGGCACCUUGCUGACAUGGCGGCGGGUGCAUCCUUUCUGGCAGCAGGUGCGGGAGGGGAUGGUGGGGUGGCGGGUUACCCCUGGCAGGGGCAGGGGGGGGGAUUGCAUUUCUCUGCAGCUUCAAUGGCUGCGGCAGCGGCUGCUGCUGCAACAGCUGCAUCAGGUGCUAUGGGUGAACCUGGUUCGGCUGGUGCGGCUGACGUUUCCGGCGCGGGGAGGGCGCCGCAGAAUGCGGGUGAUCCGUAUGGGAAGAGAGUGCUCGGGCGAGCCGUGGUGCAGUGGAUGGCGCGCGGGAUUGCGCGGAUGGCGCAGUACGUGGCGGAGCGGGAGGCGCGCGGAGAGGAGGGCUUGGAGGGGGUGACGGUAGGCGGAAGCAUGGCGGUAGUGGCUCUGGCGCAGGAUUACCUGCAGAGGGAACCAAUGCCAGAUGGCGAGCAGCAGCGGUGCCACGUGGCAAUGUAUCAUUACCCCGCGGUCCUGGACCACCUUCAGCGGGAGCUUCAGGCGGAGCUCAAGAGACGACAUGCACAGCAGGAGGAGCAGGACAAGCCUUCUGCCGCUGGUGUUGGUGCUGCUAACUCUAUUGCUUCUACUGCUGCUGCGGCUGCUGUGAAAGCAUGGAAUGAGAGUGCUUCGUGGAACCUUCUGAAACAGCUUAUGCGAUCUGGCGAGCACAGGGCUACCAUCCGCCAGCCAAUCAGCUCUCUCGCCACUUCCGCCACUGCCUCCCAGACGCGUCAGACAAACCUCGCCGCCCUCCUCUCCCCCUCCGCACUGCAAGCCGCCCAGCAGCGAAUCAACGCCUACGUGGCAACGGCCACGGAGCUCCUCCAAUUGGAGCGAGACGCUGAGCUGGACGCGGUCGCUGCUGAGGUCAGCAACACGCAGCCAACCCCCCCCUCCGAUCGCCCAGACCCGGAAGCCAUGAGCGCGAGUGCAAGAGAGAGGAGGAGGCGGAAGGAGCGAGGAGAGGUAGAGCGAGGGCUAGCGAGAGAGGGAGGUACCCUGACGGACUUAGUCGCUGUGGGAACGUCUACUGGGCUCUCCGGCGUGCAUCUCAUCACCCUCGCUUCCCCCAGCGCGGGUCUUCUGUCUGCCUCCACUCUCUCCCCUGGCGACGCCAUAUGUCUCUCCCCUGAUUGGUCCAAAUGCAGCCGCAUCGGCAGUGGGAGCAAGGCUGAAGCACGUGCUGCUGCAGGAGCAAUGGUGGCCGCUGUGUGCUACAGAGGGUAUGUGCACGAGAUGGGGGAGGAUGGUCAGAGCCUCGUUGUUGCACUGGACGGGAAGCUUGGUGUGGGCAGCAGCAGCGGCACACGCAGUGGAGGGAGCACAAGUGGGUCGGAGAGUGAAGGGGAGGGCGGGAACAGUGGCAGCGGCAGUGGGCGAGGGGCGUCGUCGCCGCUGUAUCUGCAGGAGCUGUUUGGCGUGGCGCUCAGAGUGCAGCGCAUGUCGGGACUCGUGGACUUCACAACGUUCGAGCGCAAUCGCGAGGCACUGGAGCGACUCAAAACGACCGCACUCAAGCCCAAGAGCCCUGCUCGCGCCGUGGCCUCCGCCCUCUUCGCUCCCCCCCGUGCUGCUGCCCCUGCAUCAGCCACACCACCAGCAUCAGCUGGAGCGUCUGGGAUUUCAGCAGACAGCACGCCACCAGCACUAUCACCCGCCUCCCUGUCCUCCUCCCCGCCCUCCUCACCGUCCCCCUCCCCGUCCGCCUCUUCCUCCCAUCUUUCGCCCUCCUCCCUCUCCUUCGACCCCAGUCAGCUAGCGGCCAUUCAACUCGCUCUGGACCCUGCCCGCCCCGUGGUGGCCAUCCAGGGCCCCCCAGGCACCGGCAAGACGUCCGUUGUCACUGAAAUCAUCAGCAGGGCAGUCAGAGAGGGGCGCCAAAGGGAGAGCACAGAGGAAGCGGAGAAGGAAGAUAAUGACAAGGAGGAGGAUGACAGGGAGGAGGAGGGGGAGCUGGAAGGUGCUAGGGGAGUGGACACUGUGAAGGAAGCACGGGAGGGUGCGAGGGCAAGGAAGCAGCAGCGAACAAGGAAGCAUCGGGUGCUGGUGUCAGCUCCCACCAACGCCGCACUGGACGUGCUCGUGGAGCGACUGGCCUCUCAAGGCCUGGCAGUUGCACGAGUGGGCAACCCCAUGCGCCUCUCCCCUGCCGUCACCCCCUAUUCCCUGGACCACCUCGUGGCAGCCCGCCUGCGCUCCUUCCACCGCGACGUCGCCCGGCGCCGCCGCGACCUGCGCUCCGACCUCCGCGCCGUCGGCUCCGACUCGGCCCUGCGCUCCGCGCUGCAGAAGAUGCUGCGGCGCCUGGCACGCGUGGAGAAGCAGCGGGAGAAGGAGGAGGUUGCGCAGGUGCUGGGGGAAGCAGAGGUGAUUCUGUGCACCACCACGGGGGCCGGGGAGAGGGUCGUGCAGGAGAUGGCGAGGCAGGAGGGCGGGUUCGACCUGGUGGUCCUGGAUGAGGCAGGACAAGCCACCGAGCCGUCCAGCUGGAUUCCUUCACUGCUGGGGAGACGAGCUGUGGUGGCAGGGGAUCCGUGGCAGUUGGCUCCUACAGUUCAGUCUGUGGACGCGCAGCAGCGUGGGCUGGGCGUUUCGCUCAUGGAGAGGAUUCAGGCGGAGGGGCUGCUGGGGAGUGGAGGGGGAGAGGGGGUGGUGGAGAGCGGUGGAGAAAGGUGGGGAGGUAGUGUUGCGAUGCUGCGAGUGCAGUACCGCAUGCAUAAAGCCAUCUCGGAUUGGAGCUCUGAGGAGAUGUACCACGGCCAGCUCAUGGCCUCGCCUGCUGUCGCCACCCGCACCCUGGCUGACAUCACACUGUCUCCUCCUGCUGCUGGCUUCAUCUCUUCAGCAUCCUCCUCCUCCUCCUCCUCCUCCUCCUCCUCCUCCUCCUCCUCCUCCUCCUCCUCCUCCUCCUCCUCCUCCUCCUCCUCCUCCUCCUCCUCCCCCUCCUCCCACUCCCUUCCACCUCUCCUGGCCCAUCCCAUGCUUCUGAUAGACACGCGCUCCCCUCGCGGUCUGCUGCAUGCGCAUUGUGAGGAGGCCCCUGAUGCAACAGGCACGGGGUCGCUGGUCAACGAGGGUGAGGCCGAUCUGGUCGUGGAUCACGUCGCUCGUCUGCUUGCGGCCGGCGUGCCGCCCGGGUCCAUCGCGGUGCAGUCGCCGUACCUCGCCCAGGUGCAGCUCAUCCGCCAGUGCCUGGAGGAGCGCCUGGGCGGCGUCGUUUGGCCGUAUGCUGCGGCGAGGGAGGCUGGGGAGGGAGAGGAGGGAGGGGAAGGAGGGGGUGGGGGGGAGUGGGAUGUGGGGGCGGUGGAGGUGGCGAGUGUGGACAGCUUUCAGGGGAGGGAGGCGGAUGCUGUCAUUAUCUCCAUGGUUCGGUCCAAUCCAUAUGGUUCAGUUGGUUUCCUCGGGGACCGUCGCAGAAUGAAUGUAGCGGUGACACGUGGCAGGCGCCACGUGGCAGUCGUUGCUGACUCAGCAACUGUGGGCCACAACUCUUUCCUCCGCCGCCUGCUCCUCCACAUCCGCUCAGUGGGUAGAGUGCGAUACCGUCGCAACGACACAAUGCCGACGAGGCUCGACCUCCCAGCGCUGCACGGCCGCAGCAGCAGCAGCAUUGACGAGCCUCCACAACGUCCGUGGGUCGAAGUUUUGGCGGGAAGGAAGAUUCGUCGCGUUAUGGACGACCCCGUUAAACUCGACGCGUUCCUGUCCAGCGAGUUCGACCGGCUUGACGUGCACGCACGUGGCAGGCUCUCAUUGGUCGAGAUCAAGCCGGCGCUGCUGCGCUUGGCGGAGAUUCAGGGGCUCAUUCUCCGCCCCUUCUGGGACAGCCGCAUGGGGGGGCGCGGAGGCGGAAGCGGCGGAGGGGGCGCAGGCGCGGGGGAGAGGCGGAGAGGCGGAAGCCGAGGGGGAAGCGGAGGAAGCGGAAGCUGGGGUAGCAGCGGCGAUUGCGGGGGAGGAAGAAGCGGGGCGGGAGGGGGAGGGAGGGAGGUCUUACCUGGCAAGGGGAAGAACGAUGAUGAUCUGGUCAAGGGCCUUUUUGUCUCUUUCAUGUCUGCUGACCUCAGCAGCGAGAUUGGGCGGCACAAGUUUGUCAGUGUCUGCAGAGAUGUGAUUCUCGCAUCGCAGGAUGCAGUCGAAGAGGACCCGCUACCCCGGCUACUGGAGGGCAGCACCGCGCUGAUGGAACUCUUUAACGACGCGGACGAGGUGGACGAGUUCAUAGACGCGCUGUGGACGCGCAUGGACCUGGACGGGGACGGCACCGUGACCAUGCACGAGAUUCGCCCCAUGCUGCCCGCGCUCGGGCUCUUCCCCCAGCCGCUGCCCAUCUCCACCGAGCAGGAGGAUGAGAUCCUGACAGAGCUGCUGCAGACAUACGCGGGAUGGGGAGGGGCGGAGGGGGAGAAUGGGGGAGAGGAAGGCGGAGGGCAGGAAGGAGAGAGAGAGUCAGCAGGGGAGUGUUUAGAAGCGGCAGGAUGGGAUGGCAGUGGGAGCAACACAGGUGAUGGUACGGGGCAAGGGAGCAGCAGGGGCGGCACCAACAGCAGCGGAGGCUUAGAGGGCAGCAGCAGCUGCAGCAACGGUGGUGAUGGUGGCGGUGGUGGAGGAGGAGGAGGAGGAGGAGGAGGAGGAGGAGGAGGAGGAGGAGGAGGAGGAGGAGGAGGAGGAGGAGGAGGAGGAGGAGGAGGAGGAGGAGGAGGAGGAGGAGGAGGAGCAGUGGAUUUCAGCCUGGGCCUAUCAAAGGUGCAGUGCAUGUGGCUGGUGGCGGAUAUUCUCUUCACCGUGGCACAGGGGCUCGAGGACGACCCACUGUAUCUGCCCGCCAACAUGACCAUUCUCAACCGCCCCUUCCUCCUCAAGGUGCGCCCCUUCCUGCUCAAGACGAGUCCUUCGUCCACCACCUCUCUGCCCGCAUGUUCCUCUCCUGGGACUCCACCGACUGCUUUCCAUCUCUCUCACCCAUUCUUCUCCCUCACCACAUCCUUUGUCCUCACCUUUUCCAAGCAGCUUCUCUCAGACGAGUCCUUCGUCCACCACCUCUCUGCCCGCAACCCCCCCACCUCACCUCUCCUGGGACUGCACCGACUGCUUUCCAUCUCGCCCAUUCUUCUUCCUCUUUCCACCCUUCUAUCGCAUCCAUCCUUCUCCCCCCGCAACCCCUCCACUUCACCAGAUUCUCUCAGACGAGGCCUUCUUCCACCGUCUUACCGAUCGCAUGUUCCUCACCUCACCACAGCAUGCUCUCUUAGGCCAAGUGCUCAGCUCAACCAUGUUCCCCUCGCCCCAAUGCCCCCACUCUUCUCCCCCAUCCAGAUUCUCUCAGACGAGGCCUUCUUCCACCGUCUCACAGACCGCAUGUUCCUCACAUGGGACGAAACCGAUCGCGGAAUGCUCUCCCGCUCCGAGGUCGUCGCCGGCUUCUACUCCCUGGGGGUCGCAUACGGCCUCCCCGCAGUUACCACGCGGGAGGAAGCCGAUAGCAUCUACCUCUCGCUCUUCCUCACAGCCGACUGUGACACGAGUGGGUUUGUGGACCGGGAGGAGUUUCAGUCGCUUAUGCACUCCAUCUUUCUGGGGGCGGCACUUCAGCUGCAGGCCACGCGGUUACCGCCACCAUUGCCGUCGCCACUGGCACCGUUACAGGCUGAUCCUGCCGGGACCUCCUCGUUCUCUUCCUUGUCUUUUUUCCGCCCGUUCUCCUUGUCCCUCCCCUCUAUCCCAUUCUCCGCCGCCCUUCCCUGGGGAAGCUGUGCUGACAGCAGCAGCAGCACAGCUUUUCACAGCAGUGGGAGCAGCAGUGGCAGGGGAACCGGUGCCGACCCUGCUGCUGCUGCUACAGUGGCCGAUCUGCCGACCCUGACCGGCUUCAAGCUCUUUGACGGGCGGCGCGUGCGCAAGAUGGUGCGCGCGGACGGCGGGGCUUGUCUGGACGUGUGGCUGAACAGUGCCUUUGAGGAAUUUGUUUCAAGCACAUCGGAUAGUGGAGAUAGGGUGGGCGGGGGAGGGAAGCAGGUGAGGGUUUCGGGUUCGAGGAGUGGAGAGGCGGAGGGGAUUGAUAUGGAGGGUCUCACGUUGUACAGUCCUGGUGGGGGGAGAGAAAAAAGGGAGAGUGGGGAAGGUGGGAGAGGGGAAGGAGAGAGGGAGGAAGGGUUGUCUGAGGGGCUUCGCAAUGGGGGUUGCAAGAAAGUCUCAUGGGGCGAUGCUCGUGCUCUAGGAAAUAGCUUGGAAGCGUAUGCAGAUAAGGACGAUGUUAGCCGCCCGACAGACAGGCCCGUGGUGACGUGGGCGGCUUCGGAGCGGAAGCUAGUGCAGCAGCUGCACACGCUGGGGAUGCCGGGGGAGGGCGUAUCUGAGGACUGGGAGCACAUUGUGCGUGAUAUGGUCGCGAGAGAGAGACGGGGGUUUGUAAGGGAGGAGAAGGAAGGGAGAGAUGAAAAGGCGGAAGGAGAGGAGAAGACCGUGGGUGGUGAGGAGCAGGAGGAGGAGGCGGAUGGGGAGGAGGAGAGGGAGAGCGAGGAGGUAUGGCUGGAUAAGGAGGAGUUUGUUGCGGUGAUGACGAGACUGUUGAAGCAAGUGGGGCAGACGCUGCAAGACACCCCUCUGCUGCUGCGCUCACUGGAUGGCACUCUCAUAAGGGCGUUCCUGCAGCAUCCUGCCCGCCUCACCACUGCCAUCCGCAGCACCUUCCAGGCACUAGACAACAAGGGUUGGGGCGGCAUGCCUGCCGCCCGCCUCGUUCCUGCGCUGCGUGUGAUUGGCCUGUCUGCAGGGCUGCCGUGCCGAGGAGUAUACGUGCUCGCCACCUGUCAGCAAUGCCACGUCAGCAAUCCUAACUCAACGGAUUUGGUGAUGGCGAGGACGGAGGGGGGGAGUCAUCCUGUGACGAUCCGAAUCUCUGCAUCCAACGGCCGCAGCGUGCUCGCGACGGUGGUGGAUGAGUGUGACUCGCAGGCGGGGUGCGACCUCAUGCACGCGGGGCAGCCUCCCUGCAUCACCAAUGAUGUGGAUGCUUCGGCUGCUGUGUGGCAAGCACUUGGGAUUAGCCAAUCGGAUAGCAGAUACGGAUACAUGAGGGUCACGUGGCAGGACGUGUGA
Messenger RNA from Closterium sp. Naga37s-1, 8916 nucleotides. The record is from the annotation of a GenBank genome assembly. Lineage: Eukaryota; Viridiplantae; Streptophyta; Zygnematophyceae; Desmidiales; Closteriaceae.